This is a messenger RNA of Trifolium pratense (red clover), 1725 nucleotides long. Its product is annotated as tryptophan synthase beta chain 2. The record is from RefSeq and is a predicted model, not a curated record. Lineage: Eukaryota; Viridiplantae; Streptophyta; Magnoliopsida; Fabales; Fabaceae. Gene Ontology annotation, molecular function: tryptophan synthase activity; pyridoxal phosphate binding; L-serine hydro-lyase (adding indole, L-tryptophan-forming) activity. Gene Ontology annotation, biological process: L-tryptophan biosynthetic process. The transcript is spliced from 6 exons. The coding region runs from base 5 to 1564 and encodes 519 amino acids.
UGCUAUGACUAUCCUAUUAUAUCAAUUCAUUUCAUGGUUCCAAACACAAAGAACAAAAAUGAAAGCUGUCAGUAGUAUUUCCUCUGUUAGCUCACUUCCUACUACAUCACCUUACUUCAUCUCUCAAGUUGAAAAGCAAUGGCCUCAAAGAUUUGCCUUGAGUACAAAGCCAAUACAUCUAAGGCAUUCAAAUGGCUGCAAAGUGAGAGCAACUUUGAAUACUAACAAUAAAUCAAUUGAAAUUCCUCAUCAAUGGUAUAAUCUAGUCGCAGAUCUUCCGAUUAAACCACCUCCACCAUUGCAUCCCAAGACUUUUGAACCAAUCAAACCAGAAGACUUGUCACCUCUUUUUCCUGAUGAAUUGAUCAGACAAGAAGUGACUACUGAUAGAUUCAUUGAUAUACCAGAAGAAGUCCGUGAUGUUUACAAGCUUUGGCGUCCGACUCCUCUCAUUAGAGCCAAGAGGCUGGAAAAGCUUCUUGAUACACCUGCCAGAAUUUACUACAAAUAUGAAGGUGUAAGUCCAGCAGGGUCACACAAACCAAACUCUGCUGUUCCACAAGCAUGGUAUAAUUUACAACAAGGUGUCAAGAAUGUUGCAACAGAAACUGGUGCUGGCCAAUGGGGAAGUGCGUUAGCCUUUGCUUGCAGCAUAUUUGGCCUUGGAUGCGAGGUGUGGCAAGUACGCGCUUCUUACGAUUCAAAACCAUAUCGAAGAUUGAUGAUGCAAACAUGGGGAGCAAAGGUACAUCCAUCACCAUCUAUGCUCACCGAGGCAGGUCAAAGAAUUCUUCAAAAUGAUCCAACAAGUCCAGGGAGUUUAGGCAUAGCUAUAUCAGAAGCUGUUGAAAUAGCUGCUAAAAAUCCUGAUACUAAGUACUGUUUAGGGAGUGUACUUAAUCAUGUUUUACUUCACCAAAGUGUUAUUGGAGAAGAGUGCAUUAAACAAAUGGAAGCUAUUGGAGAAACACCAGAUGUUAUUAUAGGAUGUACCGGUGGUGGUUCCAAUUUUGCAGGACUUAGUUUUCCUUUCAUUCGAGAGAAGCUUAAUAAGAAAAUUAAUCCUGUGAUUAGAGCAGUUGAACCUACAGCAUGUCCUUCAUUAACAAAAGGGAGAUAUACUUAUGAUUAUGGUGAUACAGCAGGGUUGACUCCAUUGAUGAAAAUGCAUACACUUGGCCAUGACUUUGUUCCUGAUCCAAUUCAUGCUGGGGGAUUGCGCUAUCAUGGUAUGGCACCAUUGAUUUCACAUGUUUAUGAAUUGGGCUUGAUGGAAGCAAUUUCAAUUCCACAAACUGAAUGCUUUCAAGGUGCUAUACAAUUUGCAAGGUCUGAAGGGUUGAUACCAGCACCUGAACCAACUCAUGCUAUUGCUGCAACCAUUAGAGAAGCUCUUCAUUGUAAAGAGACUGGAGAGGCUAAGGUUAUUUUGACAGCAAUGUGUGGACAUGGCCAUUUUGACCUUCCAGCUUAUGAGAAAUAUUUGCAAGGUAAUAUGGUUGACCUUUCCUUCUCCGAGGAAAAGUUGAAAGCUUCACUUGCAAAUAUUUCUCAAGUGACUUGAGUUAAGAGAGAGCAAUCCUAUUAGCACUUUUUUUACAACACAUUAUGUAAAAUUCAUGAAUUUUGACAAAAUCAUGUGGAUCUAGUUUCUUAUAUAGUGGAACUUGCUAGUAUAUGAACUUCAAUCAAUAGAGAAUGUAUGGAAAAAGGUGCGUUGAAGAA